AUGACGACGAUGGAUCUCCGCGUCGGUAAUAAGUACCGCAUCGGCCGAAAGAUUGGUUCCGGCUCCUUCGGUGAUAUUUACCUCGGUACCAACAUCAUCUCUGGAGAGGAGAUUGCCAUCAAACUCGAAUCUGUCAAGGCGAAGCAUCCUCAACUUGAAUAUGAGGCCCGUGUUUACAAGUCGCUCGCGGGUGGUGUCGGCAUCCCCUUUGUUCGCUGGUUCGGUACCGAGUGCGACUACAACGCCAUGGUCCUUGAUCUCCUUGGUCCUAGUUUGGAGGAUCUUUUCAACUUUUGCAACCGCAAGUUCUCGUUGAAGACGGUCCUACUCCUAGCCGAUCAACUCAUCUCUCGAAUCGAGUACAUCCACGCCAAGUCUUUUAUCCACCGUGAUAUCAAGCCCGACAACUUUCUCAUGGGCAUCGGCAAGCGAGGCAACCAGGUCAACGUAAUUGAUUUUGGUCUGGCCAAGAAAUAUCGAGACCCCAAAACUCAUUUCCAUAUUCCGUACCGUGAGAACAAGAACUUGACCGGUACUGCGCGAUAUGCGUCCAUCAACACCCAUUUGGGCGUGGAGCAGUCUCGCCGUGAUGACAUGGAAUCCCUGGGCUACGUCAUGCUCUAUUUCUGCCGUGGGUCUCUCCCCUGGCAGGGCCUGAAGGCUGCCACCAAGAAGCAGAAGUAUGACCGCAUCAUGGAGAAGAAGAUGACGACCCCUACCGAGGUGCUGUGCCGUGGCUUCCCCAAUGAGUUUGCCAUUUAUUUGAACUACACCCGUUCUCUUCGAUUUGACGACAAGCCCGACUACAGCUAUCUCCGCAAGAUCUUCCGUGAUCUCUUUGUCCGUGAGGGAUUCCAAUACGACUAUGUCUUCGACUGGACCGUCUACAAGUACCAGAAGAACGCCCAGGCCAUUGCCCAAGCCGCUGGCCAAGCCAAUCCCGAAGAGGAUGAGAAGGCUCGUGCUUCCCGCACCAACGCUGCCACUGCUGGACAGUCUGGUGCUGCCAAGCCGGGUGCCAUUCCCAGCUCUCGACGCAAGAUGCUUGAACGUGGAUCUGGUGCUGGCGUAGACACUCCGGAUACCAACCGUGCAAUCGGCGGAAGCGACAGGAUGUGA
Pochonia chlamydosporia 170 is the source of this 1119-nucleotide messenger RNA. Its product is annotated as casein kinase I isoform epsilon. The record is from RefSeq and is a predicted model, not a curated record. Gene Ontology annotation, biological process: endocytosis; signal transduction; peptidyl-serine phosphorylation. Gene Ontology annotation, molecular function: ATP binding; protein serine/threonine kinase activity. Gene Ontology annotation, cellular component: cytoplasm; nucleus. The transcript is spliced from 2 exons. Lineage: Eukaryota; Fungi; Ascomycota; Sordariomycetes; Hypocreales; Clavicipitaceae. Bases 1 to 1119 code for a protein of 372 amino acids.